Molecule: messenger RNA, 1289 nt
Organism: Chenopodium quinoa (quinoa)
Lineage: Eukaryota; Viridiplantae; Streptophyta; Magnoliopsida; Caryophyllales; Amaranthaceae
Product: protein MAINTENANCE OF MERISTEMS-like
Exons: 3
Coding region: 279-1082 (267 amino acids)
Source: RefSeq, a predicted model, not a curated record
UGAUCGCAAUAAACUUGAAUAGGGCUGCGCUGUACACAGCGGCACUUGGUGUGUGGGAUCACGGCGGUGUUAAGAUCGCAGCAGUUUUGCAGCGAUGUUUGCACCCCACUUCACGUAGGACGCAGGACACACAGCUGGCUGCAUAUGUUUUUCUUCUUCUCGGGUGUACCUUGUUUCCGGAUAAGAGCGGAAACAAGCUCAGGCCACGCGACAUAGUUGACGCGUGUGAGCCCGACAGAGUAGGCCAGUUUUCUUGGGGGUCGGCUACAUUAGCGUACAUGUAUCGCCAGUUAGGAUUCUCGAGCCGGGCUGAUGCGGCAGGUAUCACUGGAUGUAUGACGUUGUUACAGACGUGGAUAUACGAGUAUUUCCCGGCGUUUCGACCACACCGCGACCCGGUUCCUAUUGGGGAUGGCCAGCCACGUGCCUGUGCGUGGAGUCCGCGUGUCGAGAAGAAGUCCAUUGACCGCCUGCGAUCGAUACGGUUAUUGCUUGACAGGAUGUCCCCAUUAGAGGUGAACUGGAUGCCUUUCGGCCAGAACCCUAGUAAUAGGGUACCCAGGACCCUCUACACGGGACUGAUUCAGUAUCGUGAGAUCGUAGAGGCGUACAUGCCGCAGCGCUGUCUUCGCCAGCUUGGAUAUGUCCAAGUUGUUCCUCCUCCACCAGCAUGGCCCAGUAAGGCCGUCCGAUCUGCGUCGUUGAAGGAGUACGUCGUCCAAUGGCCGGCAAGCAUGAUUGGCACGUGGGAGCAGUUUCCGAUGGUUGCCCGCAUAUGGAUUGAGCAGUUGCAGCGGCCGCCAACUGGGGUGGCUGCCAUGUGUGACCAGCACUACAUGGAGUGGUACAACCGGCACUCGCACCCGAGGUUGAUCAGAGACGUCCACCACGGCGACGACGCCGAUGAUGAUGAUGUGCCACCGCCCACUGCCGUGGAUGCGUGGAUGGGAAAGAUGACGCAGUUGGGACACAGACUUUUUGAGGAGAGGGACAACAUGACGACUGCAACAGGCAGAGCUGUUAUUGAUGAACUGGAACGGGCCCUUGAGCAGUGGCAGUGGGCGUCACAGAGAGAUUAUUGAUAUGUCGGCAGUGCAUUUAUAAAACAUUUUCCUAGUUGUUUGUAAAAGUUAACAUUAUCUGUUCUUAUAAUUAUUAUUUUAAGUUCUUAGAAUUUGACAUUAUAUUUUUAGUUUUUAUAACUUUUAUUUUAAGUUGUAAUUAGUGGGCAUACGAAAACUAAAUACAGGUUCACAUUUAAAUGGGAAAACUAAAUACGAAAAUUAGAA